This is a messenger RNA of Anopheles gambiae (African malaria mosquito), 7736 nucleotides long. RefSeq names its product CAD protein (gene rudimentary). Bases 161 to 7003 code for a protein of 2280 amino acids. The transcript is spliced from 7 exons. The record is from RefSeq and is a predicted model, not a curated record. Gene Ontology annotation, biological process: L-glutamine metabolic process; L-arginine biosynthetic process; 'de novo' pyrimidine nucleobase biosynthetic process. Gene Ontology annotation, cellular component: cytoplasm; carbamoyl-phosphate synthase complex. Gene Ontology annotation, molecular function: ATP binding; aspartate carbamoyltransferase activity; metal ion binding. NCBI's taxonomy places the organism in Eukaryota, Metazoa, Arthropoda, Insecta, Diptera, Culicidae.
CUAUUACAGUUCUUUGCGUGGUGUGGGAAGGGGUUGAAUAGCGUGUUUUAAUAAGAGUUUCGUGAAACGGUUGCGCACGAGUGCUAGUGUGGCAGAUACACCCGUGUAACGUUGCAUCCAGUGGAAGCGUUUGGUAUCCGUAGAGUACGCGCGAUCGACAAUGGGACCGAAAGAGAUGGAGAGCGAGCGGCGGGACGAGCCGCCACCGGUUGAGGCGGCCGAGACGGUCGAGUACCGGCCGGCGACGGCUUCGCUCGUGCUCGAGGAUGGUACGAUCAUGCACGGGCACCCGUUCGGGGCGCCGCUGUCGGUCGACGGCGAGGUCGUGUUUCAGACGGGCAUGGUCGGCUACCCGGAAUCGAUGACCGAUCCGUCCUACCACGGCCAGGUGCUGGUGCUGACGUACCCGCUGAUCGGCAACUACGGCAUCCCGGACGCGGACCUGGACGAGUGCGGGCUGAUGCGCCACUUCGAGUCGAACAAUCGCAUCUGGACGGCGGGCCUGGUGGUGGGCGAGAUCUGCGACGAGCCGUCGCACUGGCGCAGCAAGCUGACGCUGUCGGAGUGGAUGGCCCGGCACGGUGUGCCCGGCAUCAGCGGGAUCGAUACGCGCGCGCUCACGAAGAAGAUACGCGAAAAUGGCACGAUUUUGGGUAAGAUUGUGCAGUCGCGCGUGACGUCCAUUGCCGGCUUCAACUUUAGCAACCAAAACCUGCGCAACCUGGUGGCGGAGGUGUCGCUGGCGCAGCCGCGCACCUACAACCCGACCGGGUCGCCGCGCAUCUGCGCGAUCGACUGCGGGCUGAAGCUGAACCAGGUGCGCUGCUUCGUGAGCCGGGGCGCCCGGCUGGACGUGGUGCCGUGGAACGCACGGCCCGAUCCGGCCGAGUACGACGGCCUGUUCCUGUCGAACGGUCCGGGCGAUCCGGAGACGUGCCGGGAGGUGGUGGACAAUCUGCGCGCGCUGCUGCUGCCGACCGACGGGCCCGUCAAGCCCAUCUUCGGCAUCUGCCUCGGGCACCAGAUCCUGUCGACGGCGGCCGGCUGCCGCACGUUCAAGAUGCGGUACGGCAACCGGGGCCACAACCUGCCCUGCAUGCAUCUCGGCACGCGCCGCUGCUACAUGACGUCGCAGAACCACGGGUUCGCGGUCGACUCGAGCGAGAUGCCGGCCGGCUGGGAGGAGCUGUUCACCAACCUGAACGACGGCACGAACGAGGGCAUCGUGCACCGGACGCGCCCGUACUUUAGCGUCCAGUUCCAUCCGGAGCAUACGGCCGGCCCGACCGACCUGGAGGUGCUGUUCGACGUGUUCCUGGAGGUGGUGCGCGAGUACCGCGGGGGCGUGCAGGCCGCCAUCGAUGCCGCCCCGACCGUGCGGGAGCGCUUGAACGACCGGUUGCGCUUUGUGCCGCCCGUCCCGAUCGAGCUGGAGCGGCCGAAGAAGGUGCUGAUCCUCGGCUCGGGCGGGCUUUCCAUCGGGCAGGCGGGUGAGUUCGAUUACUCCGGCUCGCAGGCGAUCAAAGCGCUCAAGGAGGAACGCAUCCAGACGGUGCUCAUCAACCCGAACAUCGCGACGGUGCAGACGUCCAAGGGGCUGGCGGACAAGGUGUACUUCCUGCCCAUCACCAGCCACUACGUCGAGCAGGUGAUCAAGGCGGAGCGGCCGGGCGGCGUGCUGCUAACGUUCGGCGGCCAGACCGCCCUCAACUGCGGCGUGGAGAUGGAGCGGGCGGGGCUGUUCGCGCGGUACGGCGUGCGCAUUAUGGGCACGCCGAUACGCUCCAUCAUCGAGACGGAGGAUCGGAAGCUGUUCGCCGAGCGGGUGGGAGAAAUCGGCGAACAGGUCGCACCGUCCGCGGCCGUCUACUCCAUCCAGGAGGCGCUGGAGGCGGCGGAGCGCAUCGGCUACCCGGUGAUGGCGCGGGCCGCCUUCUCGCUCGGCGGGCUCGGGUCGGGCUUUGCGAGCAGCGCGGACGAGCUGCGGGCGCUCGCGAGCCAGGCGCUGGCCCACUCGAACCAGCUCAUCAUCGACAAGUCGCUGAAGGGCUGGAAGGAGGUGGAGUACGAGGUGGUGCGGGACGCGUACGACAACUGCAUCACCGUGUGCAACAUGGAGAACGUGGACCCGCUCGGCAUCCACACCGGGGAGAGCAUCGUGGUCGCACCUUCGCAGACGCUGUCGAACCGCGAGUACAACAUGCUGCGCUCGACCGCGAUCCGCGUCAUCCGGCACUUUGGCGUGGUGGGCGAGUGCAACAUCCAGUACGCGCUGAACCCGGAGUCGGAGGAGUACUACAUCAUUGAGGUGAAUGCGCGCCUGUCCCGCAGCUCGGCGCUCGCGAGCAAAGCGACCGGGUACCCGCUCGCGUACGUGGCCGCGAAGCUGGCGCUCGCGAUCCCGCUGCCCGACAUACGCAACUCGGUGACGGGCGUGACGACCGCCUGCUUCGAGCCGAGCCUCGACUACUGCGUGGUGAAGAUGCCGCGCUGGGAUCUGGCCAAGUUUGCGCGCGUCAGCAAGAACAUCGGCAGCUCGAUGAAGAGCGUCGGCGAGGUGAUGGCGAUCGGGCGCACGUUCGAGGAGGCGUUCCAGAAGGCGCUGCGCAUGGUGGACAGUGUGAGCGGGUUCGACCCGUACCUGAAGCCGGUGAACGAGCAGGAGCUGGAGCAGCCGACCGACAAGCGCAUGUUCGUGCUGGCGGCCGCGCUCAAGGCGGGCUACAGCGUGGAGCAGAUCUACGAGCUGACCAAGAUCGACCGGUGGUUCCUGCGCAAGAUGAAGGGCAUCAUUGACUUUACGGUCGAGCUGGAGGGGCUGGAGCACGGGUGCGUGCCGGAGGCGGCGAUGCUGCGCGAGGCCAAGCGGCUCGGCUUCUCCGACCGCAUGAUUGCGCAGUGCGUGAAGAGCACCGAGCUGGCGGUGCGCAUGCAGCGCAAGGAGCACGGCGUGCUGCCGUACGUGAAGCAGAUCGACACGGUGGCGGGCGAGUGGCCGGCCUCGACCAACUACCUCUACCUGACGUACAGCGCGACGGAGAGCGAUGUCGAGUUUCCGGGCCAGUACACGAUGGUGAUCGGGUCGGGCGUGUACCGCAUCGGCAGCUCGGUCGAGUUUGACUGGUGUGCGGUCGGGUGUCUGAAGGAGCUGCGCCGCCUCAACCACAAAACCAUCAUGGUGAACUACAACCCGGAAACGGUCAGCACGGACUACGACAUGUGCGACCGGCUGUACUUCGAGGAGAUUUCGUUCGAGGUCGUGAUGGACAUUUACGACGCGGAGCAGCCGACGGGAAUCAUCCUGUCGAUGGGGGGCCAGCUGCCGAACAACAUUGCGAUGGAUCUGCACCGGCAGCAGGCCCGCAUACUCGGCACGUCGCCCGAGUCGGUCGACAGUGCGGAGAAUCGGUUCAAGUUUUCCCGCAAGCUCGACCGGAAGGGCAUCCUGCAGCCGCGCUGGAAGGAGCUGACCAACCUCGAGUCGGCGAUCGAGUUCUGCGAGGAGGUGGGCUACCCGUGCCUGGUGCGGCCGUCCUAUGUGCUGUCCGGGGCGGCGAUGAACGUCGCCUACUCGAACCAGGACCUCAAGACGUACCUGAAGCACGCGUCGGACGUCAGCAAGGAGCAUCCGGUGGUGAUAUCCAAGUUUCUGAUCGAGGCGAAGGAGAUCGACGUGGACGCGGUGGCGGCGGACGGCGUCAUCCUCUGCAUGGCCGUGUCCGAGCACGUGGAGAACGCGGGCGUGCAUUCGGGCGACGCGACGCUGGUGACGCCGCCGCAGGACCUCAACCGGGAGACGCUGGAGCGCAUCAAGGAGAUUGCGCGCGACAUUGCCGACCUGCUGGACGUGACCGGCCCGUUCAACAUGCAGCUGAUCGCGAAGAACAACGAGCUGAAGGUGAUCGAGUGCAACGUGCGCGUGUCGCGCUCGUUCCCGUUCGUGUCCAAGACGCUCGACUUUGACUUUGUGGCGCUGGCGACGCGCGUCAUCGUCGGGCACACGGACAUUGAGCCGGUGGAGGUGAUGCACGGGCGGGGGCUGGUCGGCGUCAAGGUGCCGCAGUUUAGCUUUUCCCGGCUGGCCGGCGCGGACGUGAUGCUCGGGGUGGAGAUGGCCUCGACCGGGGAGGUGGCGUGCUUUGGCGAGAACCGGUACGAGGCUUACUUGAAGGCGAUGAUGUCAACCGGUUUUCAGAUGCCGAAAAAGUCCAUUCUCCUCAGCAUCGGUAGCUACAAGCAUAAAAUGGAGCUGCUGCCCUCGAUACGCAUACUGGAGAAGAUGGGCUACAAGCUGUACGCGUCGAUGGGGACGGGCGACUUUUACACCGAGCACGGGGUGGAGGUCGAGAGCGUACAGUGGACGUUCGAUUCGCUCGCCGCGUCGGAAGGUGACGGGGGUGGCAACGGGGGCGCGGGCAGUGAGCUGCGCCAUCUGGCGGAAUAUCUCGCCAACAAGCAGUUCGACCUGGUGAUCAACCCGCCGAUGAGUGGGGGCGGCGCCCGGCGCGUCUCCUGCUUCAUGACGCACGGCUACCGCACCCGCCGCCUGGCCGUCGACUACUCGAUCCCGCUCGUGACGGACGUGAAGUGCGCGAAGCUGCUCGUCGCCGCCAUGCAGCGCAUCGGGGGCGUGCCGGCCAUGAAGACGCACAUCGACUGCAUGUCCUCGCGGCUGAUGGUGAAGCUGCCCGGCUUCAUCGACGUGCACGUGCAUCUGCGCGAGCCGGGCGCCCCGCACAAGGAAACGUUCGCGACCGGGACGGCGGCGGCGCUGGCCGGCGGCAUCACGAUGGUGCUGGCCAUGCCGAACACGCAGCCGGCCAUCGUCGACCGGGCCGCGUUCCAGCAGGCGUCCGAGCUGGCCCAGAAGGGGGCCCGGUGCGACUACGCCCUGUACGUCGGUGCGUCCUCCACCAACUACGGCACGGUGCACGAGCUGGCGGCGCAGGCCGCCGGGCUCAAGCUCUACCUGAACGAAACGUUCACCACGCUGCGGCUGAACGGGCUGUCCGUGUGGCAGGCGCACCUGGCCAGCUGGCCGAAGCGGGCGCCGCUGUGUGUGCACGCGGAGCGCGAAACGAUGGCGGCCGUGCUGCUGCUCGCCUCGCUGACCGAUCGGCCGAUCCACGUGUGCCACGUGGCGCGCAAGGAGGAGAUACUGCUGAUCAAGGCGGCGAAGGAGCGCGGCCUGAAGGUGACGUGCGAGGUGUGCCCGCACCAUCUCUUCCUGUCCACCGCCGAUCUCGACCGGAUCGGGGCGGGCCGCGGCGAGGUGCGGCCGGUGCUGUGCAGCCCCGAGGACCAGCAGGCGCUCUGGGACAAUCUGGACGUGGUGGACGUGUUUGCGACGGACCACGCGCCGCACGCGCGCGAAGAGAAGGAGUCGGACAAUCCGCCGCCCGGCUUCCCCGGGCUGGAGACGAUCCUGCCCCUGCUGCUGACGGCCGUCACCGACGGCCGGCUGACGAUGGACGAGCUGGUGAGCAAGUUCCACCACAACCCGCGCCGCAUCUUCAACCUGCCCGAGCAGCCGAACACGUACGUCGAGAUCGAUCUGAGCGAGGAGUGGAUCAUCCCGGACCGGCCGCAGCACUCCAAGGCCCACUGGACGCCGUUCUCGGGCCGGCGGGUGAAGGGCUGCGUCCAUCGCGUGGUGCUGCGCGGCGAGACGGCCUACGUCGACGGGCUGGUGCUGGUCGGCCCGGGCUACGGGCAGAACGUGCGCGAGUGGCACGGUGGCAAGCCGCCGCUGCUCGGCGCCGGCUCGAUCGAGCGCAUCGACGCGCUGAACCACUCCGCCGGGUCCGGGUCCGGGGUGGGCGGGCUGCGCCCGGCCGACCUCGAGCCGGACCUGCAGACGAACGAAGCGUUCUACCAGCUGCUCUCGCCCGACGGCACCAAUGCGCACGUGAAGCAGCUCGGCGUACACUUUGCCGGCGAGCAGUCGGCGCUGCGGCCGGUCUCGCCGCUGCCCGCCCGGGUGCGCUGCGACUCGACCGGCAACCAGUCGGUGGCCGGCGGCUCCGGCAGGCCGCUCGAGCCGCUCGGCAUCCACACCGCGGGCCUGGUGCGCGACCGGCAGCUGGUCGGCCGGCACGUGCUCACGGUCGACAUGUUCACCAAGGAGCACCUGAACGAGAUCUUCCACCUGGCGCAGACGAUGAAGGGCCGGGUGGCGAAGGAGCGGGCGCUGGACGAUCUGCUGCGCGGCAAGGUGAUGGCGUCCAUCUUUUACGAGGCCAGCACGCGCACGAGCUGUAGCUUUGCGGCGGCGAUGCAGCGCCUCGGCGGCCGCGUCGUCCACGUGGACGAGACGUCCUCGUCCGCGGUCAAGGGCGAAACGCUCGAGGACAGCAUCCAGGUGAUGGCGGGGUACGCGGACGUCGUUGUGCUGCGCCAUCCACUGCCCGGUGCGGUCACGCGCGCUGCCCAGCACUGCCGCAAGCCGCUGAUUAACGCGGGCGACGGCGUCGGCGAGCAUCCGACCCAGGCCCUGCUGGACAUCUUCACGAUACGCGAGGAGAUCGGCACGGUGAACGGGCUGACGAUCACGAUGGCGGGCGACCUGAAGCACGGCCGGACGGUUCACUCGCUCGCCCGGCUGCUCACGAUGUACAACGUCAACGUGCGGUACGUCUGCCCGCCCGGGCUGGAGAUGCCGGCCCACAUCCGCGAGUACGUCGACCGGAAGGGCAUCUCGCAGCGCCAGUUCGACACGCUCGAGUCCGCGAUCGCCGACACGGACGUGCUGUACAUGACGCGCAUCCAGCGCGAGCGGUUCGAGAGCGAGCAGGAGUACGAGAAGUGCUGCGGACAGCUGAUCCUAACGCCCCAGAUAAUGACGCUCGCGAAGCGGCGCAUGAUCGUGAUGCACCCGUUGCCGCGCGUCUUCGAGAUCAGCGUGGAGAUUGACAGCGAUCCGCGGGCGGCCUACUUCCGCCAGGCCGAGUAUGGAAUGUAUGUGCGCAUGGCCCUGCUGGCGAUGGUGCUGGGACGCAUUUGACGGGCGUUCGUUGCAUAAGGAUGUGGUGUGAUGUGCCACCGCCCCUGCAGCUGGCCCAGUGCCAGCAGUGGUUUACAGGAGUUGCGGGCGUCCGAGUUCCGACGGUUGAGGCACACUUUCUGCACCUUUUGCUGAUAGAGUGUGAGUUGAUACGUUUGAUGACGACGAUGGAAGAUCUUGCUGCCUCUUGUGGGAUGUUGAUGUGGAGUAAGGUGUCACCCGUAUUGGAGUGUCAAUGUUCAUCUGUAUCCAGUUUCCACGACCCUGAAGAUUCAACAAGAUCAUCAUUAUCGCACCAAAAGUAUCACGUCGCACCAUUUCUGGAAUGACAGCAUCGUGACAUUCGUAGAUGGCGCUGUCAUUGCAAAAAAACGGGAGUCGGAAAGAGGGCAGAAAGUGUGCCGCCAAUAGUCGAAGAUCAUUGAAGAACUCUUGUAACUUAGAACUUGCGAAGCUACCACACACACACACACACACACACACACACACGAAGGAAGCGCCAGAAAGCCACCGAAUCUACCAAUGCCGAACCACUUCAGCGCGGCCCAGUCCACUAAUUCUAAACACCCAAGUGCACUCGUUACAUCUCCGCACGCAACACACACUUAAAGCUACGCCCUAGUAGGUUGCAUCCGUUGCUUUCCCCCGCACGCAUUCCCUUACCACCUAGCAGCUCUGUAGCGUGUUACAAAGCAGUCUCUAUACACAAUAAAAACAACAGCAACAAAAGCAA